AUACAACUUCUCCUCUUCCUUUCAUUUCGUUCUACUGACAAGUUGAGUGCACCAGUGAAAAGCGUUACUGUUGUUCGCAUCAGUUGCUGUUGAUCCGAUUCAAGUUUAAGGAAUCAGAGUGCCUUAUACUCCACUUGUUCGUCUCACUGGAGUCCCUGGAUAACUAUAUUGUGUAGAUACGUACGUUUGAAUCGUUUGAAAAAGUGCAGCAAAGAAAUAAAACAUUCUUUACCCCCUCACUCCUCACUUUUGGAUCUCUCUUUGUUGUCGGCGAGGCACAAAUCAAUUUUUUUUUAUUAUAUCGAGACACUGGAUAUCAUAUCGUUAUGGGCACUUUUCGAACUGAUUACGCUUCAUUAAAUCGAAAAGAAACUAUGCUGACGGACGUGGAUCAGCUGCCGUCUAUACAACUAGGGGACUUUGUCCUUCAGUUCGAACUCGGACCACCAACUGCUGAAGUACAGGAGAUUGCGAGAAAGGAACUCAGGGAGACCCCAGAGAUCCAGAGACAGGCUGUUGCUGAACUUCGAGAAUUGCUCAAAAAGGAAACUGAUCUCAAAUGUCCCCUCGACAACGAAUCCUGGUUGAUUCGUUUCCUGAGGCCAAGCAAGUACUAUCCUCAGUCAGCUGCCAAGCUAGUAAAAGAGUACUACGCAUUCAAAGUGAAACACUCGAAUGUUUACGAUGGCCUGAAGCCAUCCAGAGAGAAGAACAUAUUCGAGCACAACAUCCUCACUGUUCUCCCGAAUCGUGAUCAACGUGGCCGUCGUAUAUUGAUCAUUGAGCUUGGUAAGAAGUGGAAGCAUAAUAAAGUGUCGUUGGAUGAGGUCUUCAAAGGGGCUGUUUUGUACCUCGAGGCAGCUAUGCUCGAGCCAAUAUCCCAGAUUGCCGGGGCUGUUGUCAUCUUUGAUAUGGAUGGACUUAGCUUACAGCAGACGUGGCAGUUUACCCCACCGUUCGCUAAGAGAAUUGUUGAUUGGCUUCAGGAUGCUGUACCAUUGAGAAUAAAAAAUAUUCAUAUUAUUAAUCAGCCUUAUGUUUUUAAUAUGGUCUUCGCUCUGUUUAAGCCUUUCCUCAGGACGAAAUUGAAGGAAAGGAUUAUUUUCCACGGAACCGAUCGUAAGUCACUGCAUCAAUACAUAUCACCGAAAUGCUUACCCGAGUGCUACGGUGGUACUGUUUCAAUCCCCAGAGUCACUGGAUCUCAAUGGCUGGAGUUGUUAAUUAUGUGUGAUAAAGAAUAUGAUGCAAUCAACUCCUACGGGUACAAAAAGAAAUAGGAAAUCCUCCAUAAUUCGAAGGAUCCUUUCAACGUAGAGAAAUCAACGUUGCCAUAAAAUAAACCGAGAAAACGUUGCAGCCAUUGUGGGGAGAACCUACCUCUCGAUGCAUAACUUCGAAAAUCAAUUGUUAAUAACUAAUGAAUUCAUUCCGGGGCAAAUCGAUAAUCAUCUAUUCCCCUGUCUAUUUAAUAAUAAAGCGCUCGAUUAUGGAUACUCAGAUGUUCUCGUUGUGGUUCAACGAACGAGCGUUUUGUCGUAUUGCUCAUUGGAUUUAAUUGCCUCGUCAUUUUGACGCACGCUGAAAUUUACGAGGCAAAUUAUGUUAUUUUAUUAUCGAUAAUUAGCAUGAGUGAGAUCUCAGAAUAGACCAUGGUGAUAAACUAUUAGAGAGAAAAUGGAUUGUGGAGAAUGUUUAGUCCGAAAAGCGCUCGAAAAGCGCUCGCUCUAAAGAAAAUUGAAGAAAAUGUAACGGUUUGAAAUUUUUAAGUGAAAAUAGAUUUUUCAUGGUUUUACAAUUUUCAAAUGAAAUAAUUCAUGUACCAUUAUUUAAAAAUAAAUUUAAUUUUCUCACA
This is a messenger RNA of Diachasmimorpha longicaudata, 1855 nucleotides long. Its product is annotated as alpha-tocopherol transfer protein-like. The record is from RefSeq and is a predicted model, not a curated record. Gene Ontology annotation, cellular component: membrane. Gene Ontology annotation, molecular function: phosphatidylinositol bisphosphate binding. Lineage: Eukaryota; Metazoa; Arthropoda; Insecta; Hymenoptera; Braconidae. The transcript has 5 exons. The coding region runs from base 327 to 1280 and encodes 317 amino acids.